UAUUUUCAUAUUUUUAUUUAUUUUUCAUGUGUUUUAUUUUUUUUUAUCAUUUUUUAAUUAGUCUUAAACACUUCAAACUAUUUUUGGUUUAUCUUCAUGAUUUUUUGUUUGGUCUUUUGAUUGGCUUAGGGAAGAAAAUUGAGGCUACUUACGUCGAAAAACAAUGCACACGAUGAUGCGAAAAUACACAAGAUUUCGUGGCCUGGUGCCGGAAAUGGAUGAGGAGGGCACUUUUAUAAAACCAAUGCCACUUCCUAUUUAUACUAGUGAUAUUGCUAAGAUUAAACCUAAUCAUCGUCUGUUCUAUCAUCAAACAUUGGCAUCGGUGCGCAGGCAUUAUUGCUUUAAACAAACGGAUUGGAUACCCCGUGAUAAACUAGACUUUGAGAUGCAGUCACGCUAUAAUCAUGUUCGUGAAGUAUUUCCAGACAAAGUUGAUAUGGUUAUGCAAAAAGAAACCUGUUCUACGCAUGGCGAUAAGGUGGGAUAUACAUAUCGUAAAAUGAGAAAUACUUGCCGCAGGUUCUUUAUGGCUCCAUCACCAUUGCAACAUCCACUAAGAAUUGGAGGUAUUUUGUAUGAGAGAAAGGAUCCUAAUAGUGUUAAAUUAAUGGUGGAAGGACAUCACAGUCAGUUGACGAAUGCAGGCUUUUCACGACAAGACUCUGAUGGUACUAUUUAUUCUUAUUGAUGGACUAAAAACGUUUUCAGCAGAACGUGAAGACGCAGAACGUAAAGUAAAUUAAAAAGAAAAAUUAAUGUGAUUAAA
Teleopsis dalmanni is the source of this 769-nucleotide messenger RNA. Its product is annotated as protein C1orf194 homolog. The coding region runs from base 164 to 691 and encodes 175 amino acids. Lineage: Eukaryota; Metazoa; Arthropoda; Insecta; Diptera; Diopsidae. The record is from RefSeq and is a predicted model, not a curated record. The transcript has 2 exons.